UCGCGAACAAAACGGCGCCGGAUGUCAUAAUGAGUUAUACUUCUUGAAGGGCUCAACACUGUUGAUAAACUAUAAUUUACGAUAAAUCAUGGCAGCCUUUAAGGGUGUCCAGAAUAGAACUCCAAGGUUUCGCGUCCCCAUGUCUUUCAGCGUGCUUCUCACGUACACGUGCGAUGUCUUUUCUUUUUCAACGGUACCAUGAACGAACGGCGCGAGACCGACCUGAUCGUGUCGGGCAGCAAUCUGUCAAGCGAUGACGAUGUUGGCCUUUCGUGCAUCGUCACCAGGACCAGCGGGGGAGGAAUCGCAGUGGCCGACUGUGCUAGCCAGACCAGCAAGCGUGCACUCAGAUCCACAGGGCAAGCACCUGUCCAAAGAAUCCCGCCCUGUAGACGACCAAGGGCCUGGAGGGCCCGUGUCGGAGGGCGCCCCCCUGUCGGCGCUGAAACACCUCGACCAUGUUCUCCACUCGUUCGCUGGACUCGAGCAUCACCUCUUGGGGCAGGUUGUCCUACGCCACAAGGUCGACUACGGUGUGCAAGAGGAGGCGAUCAUUGUGGCCGUGACCUGCCCGUUCGACAACCGGCCCGCAGGCCUGAACGCGGCCCGCCAGGUGAAAAAAGAGAAGUACCAGCCUGCCCGGGAGUACCUGCUGCGAAAAUUCCAGAAAGUGUCCGUGGCGACGAUUGUCGUUGGAGCGAUUGGAUCCUGGGAACCCAGCAACGACCGCGUGAUGCACCGCUUCUGCAGCAGGAAGUAUCUGCGGCUCUUGAAAAACCUCGCAGUCAGUGAGACCAUCGCAGCCUGUCGGGUUCUCGCAAUGUCUACGCAGUGCACAUUACCGCCAAGUGAAUAAACUUACCUAGGCAGUCACACACUACACUGACACACACUUUUAUGCCAGCCCAAAAGCUUCAAACAAUAUUCAACACGCACCUUCAUGCCUGCUCAAAAACGACUUCUUGAGCAGGUGCACCAAAACUCACGACUUGUGUCAUUUAUUAAGUCUUUUAAAGAGAAAGCUUUACCAAACUAUUCAAGCCAGGCUUCGCCGUCGCCAGCAAUUUGACCUUUAUUUGACCGCAGCUGCCCCAUAGCCUUGGCAACGCAUCACGUCUCGUCGUCGGCAAGGGGCGUCUGACCACGCCGCGAGUAUCGCCCGGCGGCAUAUACUGAAAUUCUAGAAGGCACAGCGCCUUAGCAACCGCGGUUGAACGACAUUGGCGGCAACGCUGCCGACGACGCUCGAUGCCCUUUGCAACCGCUGUGAGAAUACGCCGCGCCACCUAAAGCCUUUUACGCUAACCUACACUAACCUAUCCUAACCUAAGCUAACCUAACCUUAACCUAACCUAUCGUUGGAGCCACGCAAAGGCAAUAAUCCUCACGGUGGGUCAUCAGAGCGUCGCCGACGGCGUUUCAGCCUAUGGCGUUCAACCGCGGUUGCUAUUAAGGCACUGUGCCUUCUAGAUUUUCAAUAUACGCCGGUCGGCGAGCUGCUUCACUGGAGAGAGUCCGGAAUGCCAAGCGCGCGAAGGAUAGCGUCCGAGACUGAGGAAGAGCGAGCCGUUCGGCUCUCAAAACGCUUGGACUUGUCGGCUUAUAAAUUAUACCUGGCUUAACGAUGCGUACAUACCUAAGUAUAAUAAUUACACCUAAACCAAAGGUUAACUAUGUGAAACCAUGACUUAACAAGGCUAAACCAAGCUUUCGCUUUGCAUAUACAGAGUUAGCUGAGCUGAGUCGCAGCCUUUUUUUUUUUUAAUUCCAACAAGCAUAUUUCUAUAAAUGUAGGUUCUUACUCUUGUGCCUGGGACCUCUUUGGGUCCCAUGUGUGACAAGGGUAGUUCAAGGCCGCGUUACAGGUACCGCAGCACACCACGCCAUUGCCAUUGCGCUUGGACCCUUUCUGGACUAUCACCAUGAUCGGCCCACAUUUUUGUUAACGCACAACAAAAAUGCACGGAACCCUAGCCACACUCUGCUUAGCUGUAAGAACAUGACUUCGGGCUCCGUUUGAGAGUUCCCUGCGCCGCUCACGAAUGCAUAAUUUGGCUAAGAUAUUCAUAAAGGCGUAUGACUAUUCACGUACUGUUUCUUUACUUUUUUCACCAAGCCACUAAGGUGGUUCAGGACCCUUUUAACCAUGUAAUGCACCUAACGCACCUUUUUUACAUUGCGCCGUUGUAGUCUUCGAAAUAUUAGUUUGUUUACUUAAAACCGAAAUAGCAAUAUUACACUGCAGCCUAGAGUCAGUGACUGGAUUCCUAAGCUAUUCACAACUUACUAUAAACGUGGACAAAUACUGUGAGUUUUAUUUGAUGUAGAACUGUCUUUGGACAUUACAGGGUUAAAUAGUCUCCAAUACUGUUGUCAGUGUUGUUGGAUGCUUUGAACUGGAAACAGCAGCAAGCAGCGGUUUCAUAAAAGCGCAACGAAGCCGGAAGCUGGACGUGACUUCUGCAUUUUUCAAAAUGCAUCUUGUAGACGCACGAAAGGUAGAGUGCAAUAAAUAUAUCUGGAUGGCUUAUGACGCGUCUCACAACUUGGUUGUGCAGCCGCGAAAUGUACACGUGCCAUUAACAUUUUACAUAGGCUAAGGAGGAGGAGAGAAAGAGAAGGCACGGAUGUUAACCAGAAAUGCGUCUGGUUGAGGAAUGAAGAGCCACUCGACGAUAGCACGUUCGUGCUGUUGCGUAGUUUGGUCGCACACUUUAGGACUUCCUGGAAACUGUUGCGCAUAUUUUACUUCUAGAAUUGAGAUCUCCUUUUGUCGUGGAGCUAAAGCCGUGUGCCUGUACAGACGUUCUUUUGCGAGUCGCCGCUAAGACGUUAUGAUACUGUUCACUUCCCUGACAGCGUUAUUUCAGACGUGCGUGUUAGACGAUAUACUUCCUACUCCCGGCAGCUGUCAUCUAUGAAUUGUAUAAACGAUCAAAUCGAUAUUUUUCCUGGCGAUUUCCCUUGCGUGUGUUCUUUGACACGCCCAGCGGACGGCAUUGUCUCGUGUAAGAGCGUUUAUCAGCUUCGAAAUAAAUUUGCUGUUAACGUGU
Dermacentor silvarum is the source of this 3053-nucleotide messenger RNA. RefSeq lists its product as uncharacterized. Lineage: Eukaryota; Metazoa; Arthropoda; Arachnida; Ixodida; Ixodidae. The record is from RefSeq and is a predicted model, not a curated record. Bases 254 to 856 code for a protein of 200 amino acids. The transcript has 3 exons.